This is a messenger RNA of Neoarthrinium moseri, 837 nucleotides long. RefSeq lists its product as uncharacterized. The coding region runs from base 1 to 837 and encodes 278 amino acids. NCBI's taxonomy places the organism in Eukaryota, Fungi, Ascomycota, Sordariomycetes, Amphisphaeriales, Apiosporaceae. The record is from RefSeq and is a predicted model, not a curated record. The transcript has 2 exons.
AUGAAGCUUACUUCGUUCGUCACCACUAUCGUCAUUGGUGUCACUGGUGCAGUAGGUAUGUCCGCAGGUGUUCCGGCUGCCGUCGCUGCUGUUGCCAUUGCCAGCUUCCGGCUCGCUCAGGGCUUGCCCUUGGAUUCCGCUGUCGACGAUAAACGCGACGAGGGCUCUAUCGAGAAGCGAUGGCCCUGGAAGAGAGUCGUGGCAACUCUGCAGGCCAAGAACACCGCCGACUGGCCCUGGCCGUCAACCAUCACCACCGACGUCGACAUGGCCACGGUCACCGGGACCGACGUCACCUUGUCUCAGGUCGCGACUACUACGCUCGCGUCGUCCACUGUCACCGCCACCUUGACUGCCGAUGCCCAGCUCGACAAGGCUCAGGAUAUCGACAAGAGAUGGCCCUGGCUGCGGGUCAUCGCCACGCUUCAGGCCGAGGACUCUGUUGCUUGGCCUUGGACGUCCACCAUCACCACCGAUGUGGACAUGGCCACUGUUACCGGAACCGAGCUCACUUUGACCGAAGUUGCCACCACCACGCUCGACUCUUCCACCGUCACCGCGACCCUGACUGCUGACGUAGCCGUCGACACUGCCUCGCUGAUCCAGCGCUGGCCGUGGCCUGCAACCGUCACAGCUACCUUGGCUGCGGAGAACUCAGCCGCCUGGCCUAGGACCUCAACCGUCACCGCUACGUUCACCGAGGCCCCGAAGGCUACCGACUGGCCUCUGCGAGAGACUGCUACGACUACUGUUUCGGACUCGACCGUCACAGCCGUACUGACUGCUGUGUCUCCUACUGACUGGCCCUGGGCCAUCAACGGUGAGAUUCGUGUAUAA